ACUUCCUCCCUUUAUUAAGGUCCCUCCACUUUCUCUUCUCCUCUCGCCUCUGCAUUCAAGUUAUCUGCCUUCACGACAUUCUCAUUUUAAUCAUAAGCAACUUAAGAUGUCCAGAGCAACAGUCGAGCUCGAUUUCUUUGGCAUGGAGAAACAGAUCUCCGCUGAGCCUCGCUUCCCUAAGUUCCUUAAUCGCCAGAGGAGCUUUCGAGAUAUCCAGAGCGCCAUUUCAAAAAUCAAUCCUCAGGUUCUCAAGUCUGUCAUUGCCUCUGGUUCUGCAAAUCUCCAGAAUCCUGAAAAUGGCUAUCAGUGCGAUUCAAAAAAGUUAUUUUCGGUGCCUUCCACUCCUAAAGAAGAACAGACUCCAUUUCCCCAUUUACCGGUCUAUUCUCCUCUUCAGAGGCCUGCUGUGGAGAAUCCUACUGAAACUGCUCCUUUGACGAUUUUCUACAAUGGAACCGUGGCGGUUUUCGAUGUUCCUCGAGAUACGGCGGAGUCUAUUUUGAAACUUGUCGAAAAUGGUUUCUCCAAAUCUGUCGAAUCAACCAAUCAACAAGAAGUGCUGAAGAAUACUCUUGAUGGAGGUGAGCAGAUCUGCCGAUUGCUAGGAGAAAGUCGUUGCAGAGAUUUCUGGAGAAACGCAAGGAAAGGUUGACUUCCCUAUCACCUUAUGCUUGCCCACCUGAUUGUCGUUUAUAAAGCAGAAUUGAGAAGACCAUGAAGGAGUUGUUUCAGGAUAGGAGACUUUAAGAAUUCUGUUUACUCCUUAAUGGCUCUGAGUUGGGUGGUUGGUGUUGCUUUUCUUGUGAGCUUCCUCUUUUGACGCAUAGCUAAAGAAAAAACAAUAUAUAAAGAUAAUGGAAUUCGGCUUAGUAGGGCCCAUUGAAGUGGUUGAUUAGUCACGUUUUAGUAAUGUGUUUUGGGAAUUAGGCUAAUCUAAAGUUGUUGGUUUCUCUGCUUUGCUGUAGUUUCCUAUGGUCAUCAUUAUCUCUAAUUGAUGCCAUUAUUUUAUCUGCAGCAUCUAACCUAUUCUUCUAAACUUGUUUUAUAUAAUUUUAUUAUUUUUUACUCGGUUGUUUAAUUAUUUCUGUAUUUGCUCAAUUCCUCCAAA
This is a messenger RNA of Manihot esculenta (cassava), 1108 nucleotides long. RefSeq names its product protein TIFY 9. NCBI's taxonomy places the organism in Eukaryota, Viridiplantae, Streptophyta, Magnoliopsida, Malpighiales, Euphorbiaceae. The transcript is spliced from 6 exons. Gene Ontology annotation, cellular component: nucleus. Gene Ontology annotation, biological process: regulation of defense response; response to wounding; regulation of jasmonic acid mediated signaling pathway. The coding region runs from base 107 to 652 and encodes 181 amino acids. The record is from RefSeq and is a predicted model, not a curated record.